Molecule: messenger RNA, 1849 nt
Organism: Haliotis rubra (blacklip abalone)
Lineage: Eukaryota; Metazoa; Mollusca; Gastropoda; Lepetellida; Haliotidae
Product: E3 ubiquitin-protein ligase synoviolin-like
Exons: 14
Coding region: 26-1849 (607 amino acids)
Cellular component (GO): cytoplasm
Source: RefSeq, a predicted model, not a curated record
GAACACAAUCAGUCGUAACUGCAAGAUGCGGUCCCUUGUAUUAACAGUGGCCAGUUUUGCUCUAACUGGUUUCGUUGUAGGAAAUGCAUACUAUCAAAAGAAACAGUUUUAUCCCUCCGUGGUGUAUAUUACCAAGUCGAAUCCGAGUAUGGCGGUGCUCUACAUUCAGGCCUUUGUGUUUGUAAUACUCAUGGGCAAACUUAUGAGAAAGAUAUUUUUCGGUCAGCUAAGAGCAGCAGAAAUGGAGCAUCUCAUAGAGAGGUCCUGGUAUGCUGUCACAGAAACUUGCCUGGCCUUUACAGUGUUCAGGGAUGACUUCAGUCCACGUUUUGUGGCCAUGUUUACCUUACUCUUGUUUCUAAAGUGCUUCCAUUGGCUGGCAGAGGAUAGGGUUGAUUAUAUGGAAAGAAGCCCUGUAAUAUCUAUAUUGUUUCACUGUCGAGUAUUAUCACUUUUGUCGUUUCUUGGUGUUUUGGAUGUUUACUUCAUAAAUCAUGCUUACUACAGCACCUUGUUGAAGGGAGCAUCUGUGCAGUUGGUGUUUGGAUUUGAGUAUGCAAUCCUACUGACAGUAGUGUUGAUGACCUUCAUGAAAUACGUACUGCACACAGUAGAUCUACAGAGUGAGAACCCUUGGGAGAACAAAGCUGUGUAUCUCUUAUAUACAGAGCUUAUCAUGGGGUUCAUUCGAGUCAUGCUGUACAUAGUGUUUAUGGCAAUUAUGAUUAAGGUGCACACCUUCCCAUUAUUUGCCAUCAGACCGAUGUACCUUUCACUCAGGUCUUUCAAGAAGGCUCUUCACGAUGUGAUAAUGUCUCGGAGAGCCAUAAGAAAUAUGAACACAUUGUACCCAGAUGCAACUCCAGAGGAACUAGAAGCUGGGGACAAUGUGUGUAUUAUUUGUCGAGAAGAGAUGGUUACAUCUUCCAAAAAACUGCCUUGUAAUCACAUCUUCCACACCAACUGUCUGAGAUCCUGGUUCCAGCGACAACAGACCUGCCCAACCUGCAGGAUGGACGUGAUGCGCAUGCCCCGUCCACAGCCAACUCCUGCAGCCAGGCCACCUCAACCCGAGCAGGAUGUCCAGAUGCAGAAUUUUCAAGCCAUGUUUCAAGGGAUGCCUUUUUGGCCCCCUCCACAGCUUCCAGCCCAACAACCACAAGCAGCAGGAGGGGCCCCAAACACUACAGGUACAACUCCUUCGACACCUACUACACCCACAACUCCAACAGCUUCUACAGCAACAAGUACAGCCCCGGGCACUCCACCAUCACCAUUCCCUGGUGCCAUGCCCCCAUAUGGUUCCUUCUUUCCUAUGAUGCCAUACUACCCUCCCUUUGGCUUUCCACAAGCUCCGUCUAACAUGACUGGGUUGUCUACAGAGGAGCUCAAGAUGAUGGAGGGCCAGGAGCGAGAGAAUGUGGAGGCACGGAUUCAGUGGUUACGUGAUAUACAGGCACUACUGGAUGGUGCUAUGGUUCUUAUAAACCAGUAUAACCAAGUGGCUUCACAGAUGAGCAUGCCAGGCAUCUCUUCUACAAGAGUUAACUCCCCCACAGCCACUACUCCAUGUUCGUCGACAACAUCGACGCCAUCAAUGGGAGCAAGGCCAAAAACUACAGUGAAGUCUGAGAGCAAUAUUUCAAAAUCAGAAGCACAUUUUACACAAGUUAAGAAAGAUGAUAAAACAGAUUAUUCCGAUUUAGAAGGUGCAAUAGGGUUAUACACCUCCAACAGAGGAAGAGAUUCCUCAGUGGGUGGACCCAACGCUAAGAAGAGCAUGCCGAUGAGCUUCAUGGCGUCAGGAAGAGAGAGGUUAAAAAGUUUUCUCAAAGCGAGACAAGGAUAA